Messenger RNA from Choloepus didactylus (southern two-toed sloth), 9243 nucleotides. It is a transcript of the gene GREB1L, whose product is annotated as GREB1 like retinoic acid receptor coactivator. The transcript has 34 exons. Lineage: Eukaryota; Metazoa; Chordata; Mammalia; Pilosa; Megalonychidae. Gene Ontology annotation, biological process: kidney development; multicellular organism development. The record is from RefSeq and is a predicted model, not a curated record. Bases 567 to 6464 code for a protein of 1965 amino acids.
UCAAACAAACGGAGACCGCCGGCAAGGACUGCGCAUGUGCGAUGCGGACGCUGGGUAGGGGAACCAGCUGGGCACCCCGCGCGCGCGCGCGCACACGACGGCGCCCUCGCAGGGCGGGGUCGGACCCGGCGUGGGGCGGGGCGCCCAGGGGUAGGGGCGCGGGCCGGGCCGGGCCGGGCCGGGCCGGGAGCUUGAGGCCUGGCGCGCGGGCCGCGAGGGCGGCGGCCGGGGGGAGCCGAGAAGAGUUGAGAGGGUGAGGCAUCGGUCCAGCCCUCCGCCCCGCUGGCUCUAGGGAGCUGCCGCGGAGGUCCGUGGGGAGGCGGAGCUAUCGAGGUCUCUGGCCGCUGUCCUGGCAGCUGUCCCAGCUCUGCCUCGCAUGAGCUGCAGCCCGUCGGGAGAAUUCUGACAAGAAAGAAAGGGCGCUUGUUAUUUUUGUCACUGUAAUUAUCGAGGUGCAAAAAAAAGCUUUAAAGAAGUUAAAAUAUAGGCGACAGGCUCCCUGAAGUGUUGACCGCCCAACUUAAUCAUGAACGUGUUUCAAAAAUGUUAAUAAAUAAGCCAAGACCAUGGGGAAUUCAUAUGCUGGGCAACUGAAAUCUGCUCGAUUUGAGGAAGCUCUCCACAACUCCAUAGAAGCCUCGCUCAGAUGCAGUAGUGUGGUUCCACGACCAAUUUUUUCCCAGCUGUACUUGGAUCCUGACCAGCAUCCUUUCUCAUCUGCAGAUGUAAAACCCAAGGUGGAGGAUUUGGAUAAAGAUUUGGUACACCGCUACACUCAAAAUGGAAGUCUGGAUUUUUCUAACAAUCUAACAGUUAAUGAAAUGGAAGAUGACGAAGAUGAUGAAGAAAUGUCUGAUUCAAAUAGCCCACCAAUUCCCUAUUCACAAAAACCUGCCCCAGAAGGGUCUUGCACUACAGAUGGUUUUUGUCAAGCAGGAAAGGAUUUGCGUUUGGUAUCACUGUGUAUGGAACAAAUCGACAUCCCAGCAGGAUUCCUGCUGGUAGGAGCCAAGUCCCCCAAUCUUCCUGAACACAUCCUAGUUUGUGCUGUAGACAAGCGAUUCCUGCCAGAUGAUCAUGGAAAAAAUGCACUUUUAGGGUUUUCUGGAAACUGUAUUGGCUGUGGAGAAAGAGGAUUUCGGUAUUUCACAGAAUUUUCCAACCACAUUAACUUGAAGCUCACCACCCAGCCAAAGAAGCAGAAGCACUUAAAGUACUACCUAGUCAGAAGCUCCCAGGGUGUACUGUCAAAGGGACCUCUUAUCUGUUGGAAAGAAUGUAGAAGCCGACAAUCUUCUGCUACUUGCCACUCUAUUAAACCAAACGCUUCAUUGUCAUCAACUGUGACCCCAGAAAAUGGAACAAGUAAUGGGUACAAGUCAGGAUUCGUUCAGACAGAUUCACCGAUUCUCAGUCCAGCUAAUUCUGCAAUCAAUUUAAGUGGAGCUCAGGACCUGACCCGGAAUAAGAAUGUUGUGAAACCACUCGCUUUAUCUUUGCAGGUUGUAGGCAAGACUUUUGCUGCAGAUGCUGCUAAUGGAAACAGUAGCCAUGGGGGAAAGACCAGCACAUCCAGCUCCACUCCAGUCCACCCAGGGACUUACUCUUUGUCACCAGGACCUAGCUAUGCAUCAGGAGACCAAGCUACCAUGUUCAUUUCUGGGCCACCAAAGAAACGACACCGGGGAUGGUAUCCUGCUUCACCUGUCCCCCAACCUGGUUUGGUUGUACCUGUUCCUACAGUUCGACCUCUUGCAAGACCUGAGCCUCUUUUAUCUGCCCCAGUUCCACAGACUCCAUUAACUGGAAUUUUACAACCUCGGCCCAUUCCUGCAGGGGAAACUGUAAUUGUUCCCGAAAACCUGCUGAGUAACUCAGGAGUUAGACCGGUUAUUCUGAUAGGCUAUGGCACUUUACCCUAUUUCUAUGGAAAUGUUGGCGACAUUGUUGUGAGUCCUCUGCUGGUGAAUUGCUACAAGAUUCCACAGCUGGAAAACAAAGAUUUGGAACAAUUAGGGUUGACUGGCAGCCAACUCCUGAGCGUGGAAAAUUUGAUUCUUCUGACUAUUCAGUAUCUUGUGCGGCUGGGUCCGGAUCAGGUACCUCUCAGGGAAGAAUUUGAGCAAAUUAUGCUGAAAGCUAUGCAGGAAUUUACUCUGAGAGAGCGAGCCCUGCACAUGGGUGCUCAGUGUAUGCCUGUGUCACCAGGACAGCUCCCCUGGCUUGCCAGAUUAAUUGCCAGCGUAUCUCAAGACUUGGUACAUGUGAUUGUGACCCAGAACUCUUUGGCGGAGGGCAUUUCAGAGACAUUGAGGACUCUCAGUGAAAUGAGGCACUAUCAAAGGCUACCAGAUUAUGUUGUGACAAUUUGUGCAUCGAAAAUCAGAGGAAAUGAAUUUUGUGUGGUUGUGUUAGGUCAACAUCAGUCUAGAGCACUGGCAGAGAGUAUGCUCACCACGAGUGAGUUUUUGAAAGAAAUUAGUUAUGAGCUCAUCACAGGAAAGGUCAGUUUCCUGGCUUCACAUUUCAAAAACACGUCAUUAGGUGAUGACCUGGACAAGCUGCUAGAAAAAAUGCAACAAAGAAGAGGGGACAGUGUGAUCACUCCUUUCAAUGGAGACCUCAAUGAGUGUGUGUCACCCCAGGAGGCUGCUGCUAUGAUUCCCACGCAAAACCUGGAUUUAGAUAAUGAAGCCUUUCAAAUUUAUCAACCACAGCUCACAGUUGCCAGAAAGCUCUUAUCCCAGGUGUGUGCUAUUGCCGACAGCGGCAGCCAGAGCCUGGACCUCGGCCACUUCAGCAAAGUGGACUUCAUCAUCAUCGUCCCACGAUCGGAGGUUCUGGUUCAGCAAACUCUUCAACGGAUUCGACAAUCAGGUGUCCUUGUAGACUUGGGUCUGGAGGAAAAUGGAACGGCUCAUCAGAGAGCAGAGAAAUAUGUUGUCCGUCUAGACAGUGAGAUUCAAACCAAGUUUGAAGUUUUUAUGAGAAGGGUGAAACAGAACCCGUACACACUGUUUGUGCUAGUUCAUGACAACUCCCAUGUGGAGCUAACGAGUGUCAUUUCAGGCUCUUUGUCACACAGUGAGCCCAGUCAUGGAUUGGCUGAUAGAGUCAUUAAUUGUAAAGAAGUCCUGGAAGCUUUCAACCUCCUGGUGCUCCAGGUGAGCUCCUGCCCGUACACUCUCCAGACCCAGCAGUCCCGAAUCAGCUCCAGCAAUGAGGUGCACUGGAUACAUCUGGACAACAUGGAGGACGCGGGCUGUGAGAAGCUGUACUUCGGCUUGAACGAGUACAGCAAGUCUCUGCAGUGGGGAAUCACGAGUCCGCUUCUGAGAUGUGACCAGACUUUUGAAAAAAUGGUGAACACGCUCCUGGAGAGGUACCCCCGGCUGCAUAGCAUGGUCGUCCGCUGCUAUCUGCUCAUCCAGCAGUACUCCGAGGCGCUGAUGGCACUCACCGCCAUGGCGUCCCUCCGAGACCACAGCACACCUGAAACGCUCAGCAUUAUGGAUGACCUCCUCAGCUCCCCGGGAAAAAACACGAGCGGGAGGGGACACAUGCUCAUCAUCAGGGUGCCCUCGGUGCAGCUGGCGAUGCUGGCCAAGGAGCGGCUGCAGGAGGUGCGCGACAAGCUGGGGCUGCAGUACCGCUUUGAGAUCCUCCUCGGGAGCCCUGCCGCCGAACUCAGCGUUGCGACUCACUUUGUGGCGCGACUGAAGACUUGGAGAGGAAAUGAGCAAGAAGAAUGGAUCCCUCGGACUUAUCAAGAUUUAGAAGGUCUGCCUUGUAUAGUGAUAUUAACUGGCAAAGAUCCUCUUGGAGAAACCUUUCCCAGGUCUUUAAAGUACUGUGACCUCCGGUUAAUUGAUUCAAGCUAUUUAACCCGCACGGCCUUGGAGCAGGAGGUAGGGUUGGCAUGCUGCUAUGUCUCCAAGGAGGUCCUCCGGGGGCCCACGGCGGCCCUGGAUCUCAGCGGGAAGGAGCAGGAGCGAGCCCCUGUCAGCGAGAAUGACCCAGAUGAGCUGCCCAUUGACCUGGAGAGGCCCCAGAGCGCCAGCAGUGCUGUCACUGGAACCUCGGGCUCCAUCAUGGAGAAUGGGGUGAGCUCUUCCAGCACAGCUGACAAGUCCCAGAAGCAGUCCCUGAUCCCCAGCUUCCACAGCCCAGCCAACAGCGUGGGGCUGGACGAAGGGAUCUUGGCUGGCACACCAGCAGCUGGAGAGACUCUAAAACAGGAAUGCGAUUCCCUGGACCCCCUCAUGGCAAGCAGCACCACCUCCAAGCCUUCGUCGUCCUCGUCGGGGCCCCGCACCCUGGUGUGGCCAGGACCGCCUGUCCGAGGCUGCAGGGGUCAGCUUGUGGCCCUGCCUCCAGUUGUGAUCCUCUCCAAAGCAGCCUACAGCCUCCUGGGCUCCCAAAAGAGUGGGAAGCUGCCACCCGCCUCGUCUCUGCUGCCCCAUGCAGAUGUGGCCUGGGUGAGCUCCCUGCGGCCGCUUCUGCACAGGGACAUGAGCAGCGAGGAACAGUCUCUCUUCUACCGCCAGUGGACCACAGCCCGCCAGCACCACGCCGACUACAGCAAUCAGCCCGACCCCGCUGCUGGCGUCCGCAGCGUCCACCCCCGGCGGCUGCUGCUGACUGGGCCCCCCCAGGUGGGAAAGACAGGCUCCUAUUUACAGUUCCUUAGGAUCCUUUUCCGCAUGCUCAUCCGGCUCUUGGAGGUGGACGUGUAUGACGAGGAGGAAAUCAACACUGAUCACGGGGAAGGUGAUGAAGUAAGGCAGGCAGAGGCAGAGCCCUGGCCUGACAUCGAGAGCUUCAGUAAGAUGCCUUUUGACCUCAGUGUGCACGAUCCCAAGUACAGUGUGAUGAGCUUGGUGUAUACUGAAAAGUUGGCAGAGGUCAAACAAGAAGCAAUAAAGGAAUCCCAAGUUGAAGAGUCUAAGAAACGAGAAACCGUGUCCAUGAUGCUGACCAAAUACGCAGCCUACAACACCUUCCACCACUGUGAGCAGUGCCACCAGUACAUGGACUUCACCUCCGCCUCCCAGAUGUCUGACUCAACCCUUCAUGCAUUCACGUUCUCUUCUUCUAUGCUGGGAGAAGAAGUUCAGCUCUACUUCAUCAUUCCCAAAUCCAAAGAGAGUCAUUUUGUCUUCAGCAAGCAGGGCAAACAUCUGGAAAGCAUGCGGUUGCCCCUGGUUUCAGACAAGCAGAAUUUGAAUGCAGUCAAGAGCCCUAUUUUCACUCCUUCUAGCGGUCGCCACGAGCAUGGACUUCUAAACCUCUUCCACGCCAUGGAGGGCAUCAGCCACCUUCACCUUCUGGUGGUGAAAGAAUAUGAGAUGCCGCUGUACCGCAAGUACUGGCCCAACCACAUCAUGCUGGUGCUUCCCGGCAUGUUCAAUAAUGCAGGCGUGGGUGCUGCCAGGUUCCUCAUUAAGGAGUUGUCCUAUCACAACCUAGAACUGGAGAGGAACCGCCUUGAGGAGCUGGGAGUUAAACGCCAAUGUGUCUGGCCUUUCAUUGUUGUGAUGGACGACUCGUGUGUCCUGUGGAACAUUCACAGUGUUCAAGAGCAGACCAGCCAGCCCAUGGAAGCAGGAGUGUCCAGUAAGAAUGUGUCAUUGAAGAGUGUCUUGCAGCAUAUUGAAGCCACACCAAAAAUUGUUCACUAUGCAAUACUGGGCAUACAGAAGUGGAGCAGCAAGCUGCAUUCUCACAGUCUGAAAGCUCCAUUCUCUAGGUGCCAUGUGCAUGACUUCAUCCUCCUCAACAUAGACUUGACCCAGAAUGUGCAGUAUGACUUCAACAGGUAUUUCUGUGAAGAUGUGGACUUUAACCUAAGAACAAAUAGUAGUGGCCUGCUCAUAUGCCGUUUUAAUAACUUCAGUCUCAUGAAGAAACAUGUCCAGGUUGGAGGGCAAAGGGACUUUGUCAUUAAACCGAAGAUUGUGGUGUCAGAGAGCUUAGCACCCAUCCUGCCCCUUCAGUAUGUCUGUGCUCCAGACAGUGAACACACAUUACUGGCAGCCCCUGCACAGUUUCUCUUGGAGAAGUUCCUUCAGCACGCCUCAUACAAACUCUUCCCCAAAGCCAUCCAGAACUUCAAGAGUCCCGUGUUGGCCAUUGACUGCUACCUUAACAUUGGACCUGAGGUGGCCAUCUGCUAUGUUAGCUCCAGACCACACUCCAGCAAUGUGAAUUGCGAAGGGGUGCUUUUCAGUGGACUCCUUCUGUACCUCUGUGACUCUUUCGUAGGUGCUGAUCUUCUAAAGAAAUUUAAGUUUCUAAAAGGUGCUACCCUGUGUGUCAUCUGCCAAGACAGAAGCUCCUUACGUCAAACCAUUGUCCGCUUAGAGUUAGAAGAUGAAUGGCAGUUCCGCCUCCGGGACGAGUUUCAAACUGCUAACAGCAGUGAUGACAAGCCUCUCUACUUUCUUACUGGUCGCCAUGUAUGAGCUUUUAAAGAGAUAUUGCAAAGGGAUGCCCAGGUCGGGUGGGGCAGAAACAAUUUGGGAUAUUUUUUUUCUUUCAAGUACAAUCACUGUGGAGCCAAGUGCAACAUAUUUGUCUAUUCUCCAAAGAACUCCCCAAAUCUGACCCAGAUCUUUGGGGGCAUCAUUCUUCUUUAGUUCCAAUGUCAGGACCUUGAAUUCAGGUUAACUCCACCCUAGGAAGUUAUGCAAUGACUUAAGAUAUGGCCUGCCCACAGGAUCCUAAAGAGGAUAUACUUUGGAGAACAAAGAUGGAGUUUGCAUUGUUUUUUUUUCUACUACACUAUGUUGGGGGAAAACUGACUUUCAUCAUUAGCUAGCCUGAAUGUGUUACACGAGACUCACACCAUUGGUGUGGGAACUGAAGAUUAACGUUGAGGCCUGAAUCCUCAGUUUCUCUUCAGAUCUGUACUUUGGUACAGUAUUACUCAGGGGUCUGAAAUGAUAGAAUGUAGAGAUAUUUGUAUUUAAAAAAAAAAAGUAGUAGAUAUGUCUGUCUCUGUGCAGUGUUAGUUUAAGAUUUAUAAUCUUGUAUGUAUUGAAACUUUCGGCAAAAUUUCCACAGGAGUUAAAAGUUUACUAUUUAAACUGAACAAAGAAAUCAGUAAAUGUGGGGCAGGCAUUAUGUGUGUUUAUGCAGCUUCUCCUAGUUUAAUUCCUUUGCUUUUCCCAUUCAAAUCUUUAAAAAUGUAUCCAGUCUUUAAGCAUACCAUGACUAUGAGAAUUCAGAACCGUGACUGAUCUUCUUGUGCAAGGAGAACCUGUAGCUGAGCCAAUUAACAGUUUUCAGCAGAUACUGUACAUCCACUCUGGUUAGUUGGAAUUAAGUAGUUGGCACCAGCAAAGCUAAAUGUCGGGCUGAUGUUUUGUGUGGAGUGGACCUAGUUUAUUUCCUUUCAGGAACUCAAGCAAAGCUUACUUUAAAAGGUACACUGACUAUCAGGUUCCUUACACUGAGAGCAACAAAGAAAUUGCUGAAAUGGGAACCAGGAAAUAGGGCCAUAGAAAAAAAGAGAGAACUGUUUUUAUUUAAUCUAACUAGUGAUUCUUUUCUGAUGCGUAAGGAAGAUUUUAUUAAGAGACUUUCUGACUCAUUAGCAGGAGUGUUUUCCAAAGUCAGCAGUAGGAAGCAUAAAUUUAUACAGACUCCUCACCAUAUCCUUCAAUUUAAGAAAAAGAAUUUUUAAAACGCCCUAGAACAAACUAAGUCUACUGGAAAUUUAUUCUUAAAUUACUCCAGUUCUCAUCAUUAAACAAUCCUUUGGGAUAUUUUCUCAUCAGCCCAUUGUAUCACUUAUCCCCACUUAACAUGGCCAUUUUUACUUGAAUCUAUGACUUGUUCAUGACCUGAAACUACUGAGACAGGCCUACUAAGCCUGCAUUUACUUAGAACAAAUAGUGUUAGCCAGCUUUAUCUUGUGAUGAUAAGUUUACAGCUAGUGAAAAGAUGGAAUGCAUUAGUCUGAAAAUGGCUUACAGAUCUCUUGGUUUUACUGUAGCUAAUUAUGAUCCUUUAAAUAUAUUUUGAAAUGAACAAUUUCUUUUAACCCCAUUUUUAAUUGUCCUUCAAAGAGGACCUUUCCUUAUAUAUACUUUAAAAAUACUCCCUAAUUUUAGUACAGCAGAAUUUUUGGCAGAGUUACACUUUGAAGGAGGCUGGUUUAGAUAUGAAUGUAUUUCAAUUGUUCCUGUUUUGCUGGAAGGGCCUAAAGUGGACCAUUAUCAAAUAACCCACUGUUUGUGCAAUAUUCCAGUAACUUUCACUAUAUAGGGCAAAUAAAAUACUUGAUCCAAUUCUGAACAGUUUUACCUGGGGCCCAUGGCCUCUUGGGUUUCUUCUGGCUUUGACUUCAUAGUCCAAAGAACCAUUUUUUUAAAGUAGUUACAGCUGCACUCUGAAAAUUCAAAUGAUUGUAUCCUCUUAAGUACUAUUUAACUCUUUGGAAGAGAAAACGCCAGAAUAAAGCCAGAAUCAGACCAUCAUCCCAAUGAUGGAUAAAUUCAAAUUGACCUGCCUUUUCUUUUCAAAGCCUGUCUUACUAAGGUUUGUAUCAUUUAAUAUCACCUUAUCAGUAUAAUUCUUUAGAGAAUGUUAGGUCCUUCUCCUUUAAGGAUUUUAAAUUGCACAAGCACAGGACACCAUGAUUUGUUAAUAUAUAUUUUGGUGUGUUCAGCUUUAAGCCUUGCCAUCCCUUAGAAGACUGAUGUGGUAUGAAUGUAUUAAAUUGACCAGCAUAAUUUACAUAAAGACCUAUUGAAUCUUGGCAUGUAUGACAGUUCACACAGGUUAAUACUGAAUGUAAACUAAAAAUUAUGAGAUUGUAUGCAAACAUUCUUGGCUGUAAUUUAUGCAAUUGCUUUUUGUGAUUUUUAGAAAAAGGGUACCUGUGUUACUUUACUACUGUAACAUUUUCUUAACCAAAAUUUGGUGAAUUUCACUAGUCAGUCUACCUCACAUUUUGUUUAUGAUUUUAAAUUGUCCUAAGUUGUGUCUACAAUGUUAUUGUCCUUUAAUUUGGUGAAUGUAUUAAAAUUCCCCUCCCACCAAAAAGAAAAAAAAAAGUUCAAUUUCUUGACUAUCUGGAAUGUUAAAAAAUGGAAUAAGCUCCCUGACUCUGGGAAAGUCCAAGAAAUGCUGUAAAGUCUGUAUAUCAUAGGCUGGAUGACACUGAGGGUCCUAGCAACUCUUAUCUACUAUUCUGAGAUAACAGCCCAAGAAAGUGCUAAAUAAAUAUUUGUUGAA